AUGACUCCAAGUUUCUACUGUUAGAUUAUCUUCAAAUCAAACUCCCCAUCUCAAAAUGGGAAACUGUCUUUCAAUCACGGGUCCUUCUCCUGAAGUUUUAUCAGAGAAGAUUCUCAAAGCACUUCCCGUUGAAACUCCUUUCAAGUUUCCCUCACCACUGCCUACUUGGCCUCAAGGUAACGGGUUUGCGAAACGAACCAUUGACUUAGGAGGUCUUGAGGUUAGCCAAGUUUCGACAUUCAAGAAGGUUUGGUCCACUUAUGAAGGAGGACCAGACAACCUUGGAGCAACCUUCUAUGAACCAUCAUCGGUCCCUUCCGGUUUCUCAAUCCUAGGUUACUACGCUCAACCAAACAACCGUCAACUAUUCGGAUGGGUACUCACAGCUAGAGAUCUCUCAAGCAACACCUUGAAACCACCUAUAGAUUAUACCCUCGUAGCAAACACCGAGUCACUCAAGAUCAAACAAGACGGACCUGGCUACAUCUGGCAACCCGUCCCGCCUGAUGGAUACCAAGCCGUUGGACUAGUAGUCACAACCACCUCACAAAAGCCUCCUCUAGACAAACUACGUUGUGUUCGGUCUGACUUAACCGAACAAUGUGAGGCUGAUACAUGGAUAUGGGGAACAAACGGAGUCAACGUAACGAAUCUAAGACCGAACAUUAGAGGAACACAAGCUACAGGAGUCUGUGUCGGAACAUUCACAUGGCAACCUCAAAACUCAUCUCCUCCAUCUUUAUCUUGCUUGAGGAACACGAAACUAAACUUCUCUACAAUGCCAAAUGGGUCCCAAAUCGAAGUCUUGUUCAACACGUAUUCUCCAUUGAUCUAUCUCCACCCAGACGAAGAAUACCUAACUUCCUCCGUUAACUGGUACUUCAGCAACGGUGCCUUGCUUUAUAAGCAAGGUCAAGAAUCAAACCCUAACCCUAUCGAACCCAACGGAACAAACCUUCCACAAGGCGGAGCUAACGACGGAUCAUACUGGCUAGACCUUCCUAGAGACAAAAAGGGUAAAGAGAGAGUCAAGAAAGGUGACUUGCAGAACACGAAAGCGUAUCUCCACGUCAAACCAAUGCUGGGAGCAACGUUCACUGACAUAGCCGUCUGGCUAUUCUACCCUUUCAAUGGUCCCGCACGUGCCAAAGUCAAGAUCAUCAACCUCCCGUUAGGGAGAAUAGGUGAGCACAUCGGUGACUGGGAACACGUGACGUUACGUAUAAGCAAUUUCACCGGAGAGCUAUGGAGAGUGUUCUUGUCUCAGCAUAGCGGAGGAGUUUGGCUCGAAGCUUGUGACUUAGAGUUCCAAGGAGGAGGAAGCAACAAGCCUGUGGCGUACGCGUCGCUUCACGGACACGCAAUGUAUGCAAAACCUGGACUUGUGUUGCAAGGAGACGAUGAUGUUGGGAUAAGGAACGAUACGGCGAAGAGUAAGAAGGUGGUUGAUACAGGGUUAGGUUACGAGGUGGUUGCGGCGGAGUAUGAAGGAGGAGGGGUGGUGGAGCCGCCGUGGUUGAAUUAUUAUAGGAAAUGGGGACCUAAGAUUGAUUAUAGCGUUGAUGAUGAUGUUAAGAGAGUUGCGAGGUUAUUGCCUGGAGCUUUGAAAAAGGCUUUUGUAAACUUUGCGAAGAAAAUUCCUGAUGAAGUUUAUGGUGAAGAUGGGCCUACUGGGCCUAAACUCAAGGGAAACUGGGCUGGUGAUGAAAAGUGAUUGAUUUUAUUAUCCCCUUUAGUUUUCAUGAAACCUGUUUGGUUUGAUUCUUUGUAAUCUAUAGCAGAUUCUUGGUAUGUCUAAUGUAAAAAGUUAUGCUAACAUUCUAUUUGGUUUGUCUAUAGAAUAAAAAAUAUACUUUGU
This is a messenger RNA of Eruca vesicaria subsp. sativa (arugula), 1858 nucleotides long. The record is from the annotation of a GenBank genome assembly. NCBI's taxonomy places the organism in Eukaryota, Viridiplantae, Streptophyta, Magnoliopsida, Brassicales, Brassicaceae.